Molecule: messenger RNA, 2409 nt
Organism: Ooceraea biroi (clonal raider ant)
Lineage: Eukaryota; Metazoa; Arthropoda; Insecta; Hymenoptera; Formicidae
Product: tubulin alpha-2/alpha-4 chain
Biological process (GO): microtubule-based process
Cellular component (GO): microtubule
Molecular function (GO): GTP binding; structural constituent of cytoskeleton
Source: RefSeq, a predicted model, not a curated record
UCAACCUGUAAAAAAUCGAUUUUUACUGUCAUGCGGAUAUAGAAUGUACAAUAUCGCAUCGCGAGAGGCAACACACUGUCCACGUGCGUCUGCACGAAGCCUAGAAGUAGGCCGGCUAUAGGCACGCCAAUAUAGAAGCUCACUUUUAGGACAUGACUGAAUUAUUAAAGGGAUACACGUGAGGUCAAGGUGGACAAUUUUUUUUCUACCCGUUGUUGACAGAUAAAGUCAUUGCUUAGUCGACGAUGUAUCGGCCUCCAGUAAUCACUCCUUGAAUAGCACCUUGUUCAGUCAGUCUUGUUAAGCCGGCUCAACAGAUUUAGCUUCAUCGAGUGCUCGGUUGAUCUAAGAAAAAGUUGUAAUUGAAAGUCCGUCUGCAAUUGAGAAUCGUAACAAAUAACGUUCAAGCAUAAUUACAAUCAUUUACACUUACGAGUAACGGAUUAAUUUAUUAUUUAGAUACGAGUGCAAAUAGAUCGAUUAAUAUAGCGCGCGCUGAAUACAGUCGAUUUUCAAUCGAUCGGAAUAAUUUUGUAAUUAAUAAUUUUACAAACUGUGUUCUCUAAUCUAUUGUUUUCAAAUCAUUUCUCUUUCUUAGGGCAAUUAUCGAGAUAUCUAUAUCUAUCUAUAUAAAUCUAUUUAUAAUUUAUAUAAAUUUUAUCAGAAAUUUAAUAUAAUCUGUAAUGAGAAAGAAGACGCUUAUUGUCAAUACUAUUGUUCCGUACUGCCAAUUUUAUUUAGAUAUCACAAAGAAUUUGAUUAUGUCGUUUGAGUGACUGAUGUAAAAAAAACAGUUGAAAAAAUCAACCAAAGUGAACACUCUCAAUAUUAUACAAUUUUCAUGUUUUUGUGUAGAAAUUUUUAAGAGUGUGCUGUGUAUAUUGGCGAUUCUGCUAUCAUUUCUUUUUAAAAAAUGGCAAAAAAGCGGGAAUGCAUAUCUAUUCAUAUAGGACAGGCGGGCGUGCAAAUGGGAAAUGCCUGCUGGGAGCUCUAUUGCCUGGAGCAUGGUAUCCAUCCGGAUGGACAGAUGCCGAGUGAUACCACCGUGGGAUAUGGAGAUGAUUCUUUUAACGCGUUCUUUUCUGAGACAGGCUCGGGGAAACAUGUUCCGCGAGCAGUUCUGGUUGACUUAGAGCCAACGGUGGUGGACGAGGUUCGUGCGGGCACCUACAAGCAAUUGUUCCACCCGGAGCAGAUGAUCACCGGGAAGGAAGACGCGGCUAAUAAUUACGCCAGGGGUCAUUACACGAUAGGGAAAGAGAUCAUAGACCUUACUUUAGACAGAAUACGUAGAUUGACGGAACAAUGCAAGGGCUUGCAAGGUUUCUUGAUCUUCCAUUCGUUCGGUGGUGGUACAGGAUCCGGAUUCUCAAGUUUGCUCAUGGAACAACUCUCUGCCGAUUAUCCAAAGAAAAGCAAGCUGACUUUCAGCAUCUAUCCAGCGCCACAGGUAUCGACUGCAGUCGUGGAACCCUACAACGCGAUUCUAUACACUCAUCCAACGCUAGAGCACAGCGAGGUGGCUUUUAUUGUGGAUAAUCAGGCGAUUUACGAGUUGUGCAGAAGAAACUUGAACAUCGAUCGACCGACCUACACGAAUCUGAAUCGGCUGAUUGGACAAAUCGUAUCGUCUAUUACGGCGAGUCUGCGGUUCGACGGUGCUCUGAAUGUCGAUCUUACCGAGUUCCAGACGAACCUAGUUCCUUAUCCACGUAUACAUUUCCCGCUCGCGACGUAUGCACCUGUACUGUCAGCGGAGAAGGCUGGACACGAGAGAGUGACCGUCGGGGAAAUAACGAGCACCUGCUUCGAGUCGAACCAUCAAAUGGUGAACUGUGACCCGCGCAUGGGAAAGUACAUGGCAGUGUGUUUGCUCUACAGAGGCGACGUGGUACCUAAGGACGUGAAUGCGGCGAUCGCGACGAUAAAACGGCAGAAGCACGUGCAAUUUGUCGAGUGGUGUCCGACGGGAUUUAAAGUGGGGAUUAACUAUCAACCACCUACUGUUGUGCCGGGUGGCGAUCUCGCACGAGUGGAAAGAGCAGUGUGCUGCCUCUGCAACACAACGGCGAUCGUGGAUGCCUGGGCCCGACUCGAUCAUAAAUUUGAUCUAAUGUACGCCAAGCGAGCUUUCGUGCAUUGGUUCGUCGGGGAAGGUAUGGAGGAAGGCGAAUUUUCGGAAGCCAGGGAAGACUUAGCCGCCUUGGAACUCGACUAUCGCGAGGUGCAGGAAGACACCGUCAACACUGAAGAGGAGGAAGAAUAUUGAGCCCGCCGUUAAAUAAAUCUCAUAUUUAUGCAUGUAAUAUUAUAUGUUCUGAUAUGAUAUAAAAUUUUAGUUUACGUUACCUGUCGUUAUCAGCGAUCGUACUCAUCUAAAUAAAUUAUUUGUACAUUCUUCUACCUAUA